Molecule: messenger RNA, 579 nt
Organism: Aspergillus niger
Lineage: Eukaryota; Fungi; Ascomycota; Eurotiomycetes; Eurotiales; Aspergillaceae
Exons: 2
Coding region: 1-579 (192 amino acids)
Biological process (GO): proteasome regulatory particle assembly
Molecular function (GO): protein-macromolecule adaptor activity
Source: RefSeq, a predicted model, not a curated record
AUGUCCGCCGAAUCCCUUCCCAUCAGCCCCGCCGCCUUCGCCGAAGCCAUCAAAGAGCUUCCCCUCCCUGUGCUCUACGCGAAAGUCUCCGAGAUCCGCAACUCCAUGGCACACCUCCACCGCUCCAACCAGGAACUGAGGACAUUUAUCAACGAGUCAUGUGACACGGAAGCCGAAAAGCAAGAACUCGAGGUCUAUAUCAAGGAGAACGAGGACGUCGCGGUGUCGAUGCUGGAGAGGAUCGAGCUACUGAAGACAGAGGUGGAGAACAGGGGACAGAAAUGGAUUGAGCUGGACGAUCCGGAGAAGGAGAAAGCAAAUGGGGAAGCGAAUGCCAAUGGAAAUGGGAAUGGAACGGUAGAAGGGACGGAGGAGCUACCAACUACCUCACCUACUGCCAAGAGUGUCGCAAUGUUGCAACUUGAAGGCUAUUCAAUCCCUGCUGUCCGUUCAGCCCUCUCUACUGAAUACGGUCAAAGCAUGAGAGACGUCACGCCGCUAAUUGUCUCCAUGCUAGUUGAACUAUCUAGUCCUCCCGGAAGAGGGGCCCUACGUUAUCUUCAUGCUAAUUGUUCAUAA